AUGGGGGGCACAAAGGGAAGGCGUGGGACUCCGAAGUAUUUGCUUAGUGCAGAGGAUACUCCUGAGGGGACCUUUGCCGUGAUUGACCCCUUAAGCCAAAGACUCUUUGUGCCUCAGACUUCUAUGAUUGACACACUUGCAAUGCACAGAGCAGGCGUGCCAUCUCUGUGCCGCUUAUACUUGCAAGGCCGCUGCCGCCAGGGAAAUUCGUGCUUUCAGGCCCAUGCUGAUGCUAAUGUUGUCCAGCAGUUACGUGAAGUUGCUCUUAAAGAGCCAACCUGUUGUGAAAAACAUGGUGCAAAAAGUGACACCACCGGUGUUCCAAAGGACGUUAUGGUAAUUGUAACUGAGAAUAACGAUCAAGGGUGUCUUCUUAGAACAACGUUGGCGUAUGUUACCAUGACCAAGGGUCUACGAGCCCUUCUUAAAAGGCAUCUCCCUGAGGAUGACUCAGCAGAAUCUGUGGUGGUUGUUCCUUUAAGUUCGCUUUGUCGACUUCAUGGUUCUGGUCCAUGUUGUCGCUUCGGCCAUGAGUGCAAUUUCGUGCAUCUUUGUCGUGAUUUAAUUGCCGAGUUUAAAAAUAGAGAAAAUGAAAGUGAUCAUGAAAAUGUAACUACAUCCCAGGCUCUGACAACACCGCCAUCUCUAACACUACCACCACCACCACCACCACCACCAUUACUACUACAAGUUACUGACGCUUCUCCUGUAGUCUUGUCACCAUCGCAAUCGAAUACCAAGAAUUUGACGGUACAAAAUGAACCAACUCUUUUCAUGGGGAUUAGUCCUGUUCAGUUUGCCUCUUCCCAAAGUAUUUUCCUCGGUAAGCAUACGGGUAAUGGAGUUGUGUCCCUCUCUGGUACGCCAAAGCUAAGCACAUCGCCAGCACUCUCGCGGUCGUACAAUUCAACAUCUCUCGGAAUUGUCUGGCGACAUAAUCCAUAUGGAGGGACGUCUUCUGCAUCAUCUGUUGUUGAAACUUGA
Messenger RNA from Trypanosoma theileri, 984 nucleotides. RefSeq lists its product as uncharacterized. NCBI's taxonomy places the organism in Eukaryota, Euglenozoa, Kinetoplastea, Trypanosomatida, Trypanosomatidae. The record is from RefSeq and is a predicted model, not a curated record. The transcript has a single exon. Gene Ontology annotation, molecular function: metal ion binding. The coding region runs from base 1 to 984 and encodes 327 amino acids.